UUUCUCUGCUCUGCAUACAAAACAGCAUGUCUAUGCUGACAGAGGAGAGACCUGUGUUGUUUACACACAGGUCUCUCCCCUGUCAGCUUUGCAUGGCGAUUGUCGGCUCGUGCACACUGUGCACAGCCAUCCAAAGCAGUGUGCUUACAGUGAAUCACACGGACACAGCCCAAUAGUAAAACACACCCAGCACAUAGUUAACCCUUUGAUCGUCCCUUAUGUUAUCCCCUUUCUGCCCAGUGCCAUUAGUACAGUGUCAGUGGGCACUGAUCACCUUAUUGGUGUCACUGGGGAUGUCAGUGACACCAAGUCAGUUCCCCCCAGUGUCAGAAUUCCCACCGCAGUCCCGCUAUAAGUCUCUGA
This is a messenger RNA of Staurois parvus, 363 nucleotides long. The record is from the annotation of a GenBank genome assembly. Lineage: Eukaryota; Metazoa; Chordata; Amphibia; Anura; Ranidae.